Molecule: messenger RNA, 1548 nt
Organism: Rangifer tarandus platyrhynchus (Svalbard reindeer)
Lineage: Eukaryota; Metazoa; Chordata; Mammalia; Artiodactyla; Cervidae
Source: the annotation of a GenBank genome assembly
AUGGCUGGCCUGCUGCUUGUUCUGGAAUCAGAUCAACCGAUGAAGAGGAAAAUCUCUGAGAAGGGUCACGGGAGUCAAGAGGGUUCCCUCUUGGCAUCCCCAGAAGCUUCAACUCUGGAGGCGAUGGGUCGAAAGGAAGAAGAUGACUGCAGUUCCUGGAAGAAACAGACCACCAACAUCCGGAAAACCUUCAUCUUCAUGGAAGUGCUGGGCUCAGGAGCUUUCUCGGAAGUCUUCCUGGUGAAACAAAGGGUAACUGGGAAGCUCUUUGCCCUGAAGUGCAUCAAAAAGUCACCUGCCUUCCGGGACAGCAGCCUGGAGAAUGAGAUCGCUGUGCUGAAAAAGAUCAAGCAUGAGAACAUUGUGACCUUGGAGGACAUCUAUGAGAGCGCCACUCACUACUACCUGGUCAUGCAGCUUGUCUCUGGCGGGGAGCUCUUUGACCGGAUUCUGGAACGGGGUGUCUACACAGAGAAGGAUGCCAGCCUGGUCAUCCAGCAGGUGUUGUCAGCUGUGAAAUACCUCCACGAGAACGGCAUCGUCCACAGAGACUUAAAGCCUGAAAACCUCCUGUACCUCACCCCUGAGGAGAAUUCUAAGAUCAUGAUCACAGACUUUGGUCUCUCCAAGAUGGAGCAGAGUGGUGUCAUGUCCACUGCCUGCGGGACCCCAGGCUAUGUGGCUCCAGAAGUGCUGGCCCAGAAACCCUACAGCAAGGCUGUGGAUUGCUGGUCCAUCGGCGUCAUCACUUACAUAUUGCUGUGCGGGUACCCCCCCUUCUACGAGGAAACUGAGUCUAAGUUGUUUGAGAAGAUCAAGGAAGGCUACUAUGAGUUUGAAUCUCCAUUCUGGGAUGACAUUUCUGAGUCAGCCAAGGAUUUUAUUUGCCACUUGCUGGAGAAGGAUCCGGAUGAGCGGUACAGCUGUGAGAAGGCCCUGAGGCACCCCUGGAUUAACGGAAAUACAGCCCUGCACCGGGACAUCUACCCAUCAGUCAGCCUCCAGAUCCAGAAGAACUUCGCCAAGAGCAAGUGGAGGCAAGCCUUCAACGCAGCAGCCGUGGUCCACCACAUGCGGAAGCUCCACAUGAACCUGCACAGCCCGGGGGUCAGGCCCGAAGUGGAGAACAGGCCACCCAUCCCUGCAGCCUCGAGACCCACCUCCCCAGAGAUCACCAUCACCGAGACUCCCGCCGCCCCGGGCCCGAGCACGGCCGUCCCCACGCCGACCCGACUGCCCUGCCGGCACGGCCCCCAGCCCGCGGCCCCCGGGGGCAGGUCCCUCAACUGCCUGGUCAACGGGUCCCUCCGCAUCAGCAGCAGCUUGGUGCCGAUGCAGCAGGGGCCCCUGGCCGUCGGGCCAUGUGGCUGCUGCUCCAGCUGCACGAACGUCGGGACCAAAGCGAGCGCGUCCUACUGCUCCGAGCCCACGCUCCUCAAAAAAGCCAACAAAAAACAAAACUUCAAAUCAGAAGUGAUGGUACCAGUGAAAGCCGGCGGCAGCUCCCACUGCCGGGUGGGGCAGACUGGAGUCUGUCUCAUCAUGUGA